Molecule: messenger RNA, 1629 nt
Organism: Cercocebus atys (sooty mangabey)
Lineage: Eukaryota; Metazoa; Chordata; Mammalia; Primates; Cercopithecidae
Gene: IFT20
Product: intraflagellar transport 20
Exons: 5
Coding region: 306-617 (103 amino acids)
Biological process (GO): protein localization to cilium; centrosome localization; intraciliary transport
Cellular component (GO): Golgi apparatus; centrosome; intraciliary transport particle B
Source: RefSeq, a predicted model, not a curated record
GGUAGUGACGUCCUGGGUAAACAGGUUCUGUAGCCGUGGCAGCGGCCGUGGCAGGCUGACUGGGUACCGGCUGCCGCUGACCCGGGAGAAGCUGCCUGUCUACAUCAGCCUAGGCUGCAGCACGCUGCCGCCGCGGGGCCGGCAGCUGAACUAUGUGUCUUCAGGGCGGGCACCGUGUUGCAUUCAUCUUUGUACCCCCAGCAUCUAGCAGUGUUGGCAUGUAGUAGGCACUCAAGAAAUGUGUGUUGAAUGAACGAUGCCUGUGACAAGCAAGCGGACUUUAUUCUUUCCUGACCCUUGCUCCUAUGACACACCUCCUCCUGACUGCCACUGUCACUCCUUCAGAGCAGAACUCCUCUAGGAAGUCUGGAUGGGAAACAGCCAUGGCCAAGGACAUCCUGGGUGAAGCAGGGCUGCACUUUGAUGAACUGAACAAGCUGCGGGUGUUGGACCCAGAGGUUACCCAGCAGACCAUAGAGCUGAAGGAAGAGUGCAAAGACUUUGUGGACAAAAUUGGCCAGUUUCAGAAAAUAGUUGGUGGUUUAAUUGAGCUUGUUGAUCAACUUGCAAAAGAAGCAGAAAAUGAAAAGAUGAAGACUGACAUAGCUCCCAGAUGACCCCUCCCCACUUUGAGGACUUGAUGCUGUAGACGGUUUUAAUGAAGCCAUGGCCUUCUCUGGCAAUACUGUAGGCCAUCGGUGCUCGGAACUUGCUCAAAUCUAUAGCAAAGCAGAGAGAAGCUCAACAGCAGCAACUUCAAGCACUAAUAGCAGAAAAGAAAAUGCAGCUAGAAAGGUAAGAAGUCAUGAUGUAAAGCAAGUUCUUUACACAGCUGAAUUUCCACUCUUCCUUCUGGAGUGAUCACUUCUUGUCCUUACUCUUCAUCAUUGUUUUCCCAGGAAUAGCAUCUCACUUGUCAUCCUGAUUUGAAGAUUUUUAAAAAUAAAAUUACAUUUGAUGGGAAGGAAAUAGAAAACUUAAUAUCAAACCACCUCUAGUAGUUUGAGCAUGAAAGGGUCUACGAAGUUGGCUGGCUCUCUGAAAGAAGACUUUCCUAGGGCUGGAGAUUUCUCAUGGGUGGCUCUGGGUAGGGCUUUGCCUUUCUUUCUUCAUUCUGAACUCACACCAUUUCUUGAAAUCAUUUAAACCUCUAUAUCCUUCUCUAGAAGAAUUAAGUCUGUGGUUUACUUCAUCUUUUUUUUAGGGCCUCUAACAAUUUUGUUUUUCAGGUAUCGGGUUGAAUAUGAAGCUUUGUGUAAAGUAGAAGCAGAACAAAAUGAAUUUAUUGACCAAUUUAUUUUUCAGAAAUGAACUGAAAAUUUCACUUUUAUAGUAGGAAGGCAAAACAAAAAAAGCCCCUCAAAACCAAAAAAACCUCUGUAGCAUUCCAGCGGCUUGACCAAUGACCUGUCACAAGAGGUGGCGUGUAAGGAAUGCAGCCCCCUGAAGACAGCACUACAAGUCUGGGGGAGCCAGUUUUAAACAUCAGUGCACAGCUGCUGCUGGUGGCCCUACAGUGUACGUUCUCACUUCUUAUGCUUAAUUGGAACUAAGCAGCUUGUAAACUUUCAUCCUUUUUUUGUAAAUUCACAAAGCUUUGGAAGGAGAAUACAUUUUUGUUUUCAAAUG